AUGGCUACCGGAGAAAUCACCACUCUCCCCCCUUCCUCCGACGACAGCGGCGGUCUCACUCCAGGGACCUUCAAAGACCCCAAGCGACUGUACUGCAAGAACGGAGGCUACUUUUUGAGGAUAAGAUCGGACGGAGUCGUAGAUGGGAUUCGGGAGAAGCGUGACCCUCACAUAAAGCUUCAGCUGCAGGCGACCUCUGUGGGGGAGGUGGUCAUCAAGGGGCUCUAUGCAAACCGCUUUCUGGCCAUGAACCGAGACGGACGACUGUUUGGAACGAGACGCGCCACAGAGGAGUGCUACUUCUUCGAGCGACUGGAGGGGAACAACUACAACACAUACCGCUCAAAGAAGUACCCUCACAUGUACGUGGCCCUCAAGAGGUCUGGGCACCACAAGUCUGGAAACAAGACCAGCCCAGGACAGAAGGCCAUCCUCUUCCUGCCCAUGUCGGCCAAGAGCUAA
This is a messenger RNA of Knipowitschia caucasica, 462 nucleotides long. The record is from the annotation of a GenBank genome assembly. NCBI's taxonomy places the organism in Eukaryota, Metazoa, Chordata, Actinopteri, Gobiiformes, Gobiidae.